This is a messenger RNA of Puntigrus tetrazona (Sumatra barb), 3060 nucleotides long. RefSeq names its product ADP-ribosylation factor-like 15b (gene arl15b). NCBI's taxonomy places the organism in Eukaryota, Metazoa, Chordata, Actinopteri, Cypriniformes, Cyprinidae. The transcript has 5 exons. Bases 460 to 1173 code for a protein of 237 amino acids. The record is from RefSeq and is a predicted model, not a curated record. Gene Ontology annotation, molecular function: GTPase activity; GTP binding.
GGUCUCACAGAGAUACCGCCAUCACGUCGGGAGAGUGGCCCCUUCUGUGAGAUUUAACGGAUAAAAAGGGGCGCGCGAGAAGGAAUCGCUCCAACGCACGUCGCGUGAAUGAACGUAGUGACGUCACGCGGGGAUCGUGACGCCGAGGCUCGCGACACACAACAAACAGCGCCUGUCCCCGCCCACAGCACCCGUACACACACACACACACGCGCGCGCGCGUCUUAGUCCGAAUUGUUACAGCUUAAAAUCCACACGCAGCGAUGCCGAAUGUAUUAAGAGCCUGAAUCGUUUUGUUUCUCAACCGGACUCGUUUUAGUCACACAGCCGCGCGCGGGAUCCACGGAGGAGGAGGAGAGCAGGGCUAACGCUGCUAGCCGCUUUAUUCAUAUUUUGUUUUCCACAUCCGAGAGGCGGGGAACCCGAAGCCGAAGCUGUCAAACAAAUCGAGACUUUUGGAUGCAUUCGAUCAACCCCAGCGUUUCGUUCCACGGUCGCCUUAUCUCGGGACUUCUGUUUUCUGGAGACAGCAGCGAGACGCUAUCGAGGAGUUACAUGGAUUAUCUGUGUUUCAGGACGUUGUGCUGUAAAGGACCUCCUCCUCCCAGACCAGAAUAUGACGUGGUUUGUAUCGGUCUGACGGGUUCUGGGAAGACCAGCCUGCUCUCCAGACUUUGCAGUGAGGCAACAGACAACAUCGUCCCUACCACAGGUUUUAGCAUUAAAGCCGUCCCGUUCCAGAAUGCCAUUUUAAAUGUCAAGGAACUCGGAGGAGCGGAUUCAAUUAAAAAGUACUGGAGCCGGUACUACCAGGGCUCUCAGGGGGUGGUCUUUGUUUUGGACAGCGCUUCGUCGGAGGAGGACCUGGAGGUGGCGCGUACGGAGCUCCACUCGGCCCUGCAGCAUCCGCAGCUCUGCACGCUUCCCUUCCUCAUUCUGGCCAACCACCAGGACAAACCUGCUGCCCGCUCUGUGCAAGAGAAGGUCUUUAUUAACGCUCCCAGCACCCCUCACACCCCUUAUGGAGCACUUUGUAUGAUGGAUGGAUGCACUUUUUGGGCUUCAAAAUCACUGCCAGUGAAGCUCGGAAGAGCCAGGACGUUCUGUAAGAAACUCCUAUACAGCUACGAUAGCUUGAGGGUGAGUAAAUCAUGGGGCAAUUUUCAUUUUUGAGUGAACUAUCCCUUUAAGUAUUGUUUUGUAUCCAGAAGUUUCCAAAUGCCUUUUGGGACCACUGUACAUCGUACACCUGGCUUUUUAAAGUUUCAAUAAGAUGGUUGUAGAUCUUUCCUGAAGGGCUUCAAGCAAGGAAAUAGCUCUUGUUGAAAUAUUUGUGUUUGUUGCUGUCUAAUGUUGCCUUGGAAAUUUUGAAAACAGAGCUGCUUAUAAUCAGAAGAGCCUUCCUCUAUCUCAUGUAAUGCUGUGAUCAGUUCUGUAACCCUACUGUCCCUCGAGUCUUUGCGUUCAUCAUGCCUGCUAAUCAUAGGACUGCACUUUUUUUUUUUUUUCUCUCGUGUUGCCUCAAGUUUUCCUCCACAUCAUCUACCCUAGCUAACGCUGAUCAGUACAGUGAACACAUUCCUGACUCCCUCCCGUUCCUGCCCUGUUGAAAAGGACUGGCGCUAGUAUUACAAGUUUGUCCUCAUAUUCCCCUGGCUAAUACAUUGGAAUUUCUUGGCUGAUACCUCAUACUUUCUAACUUCAGUAGAAUAAAGAUCUAGUUGUUUUAUUUUGGAACUCGUUUACUGGCUGAAUAUUUACAGAUACAAUUUAUCCUGCAUUAUUAUUGGUCAAUAGGGGAAACUUGUUCCAUAAUAACAACCCCAGCCAAAUGUUCGUUAAAAACUCUUGUUUAAAUGUCUGAUCUCAGUUUUUUAAUGUCGGUUUUCAGUGCAGUGCUAGUACAUUAGUUAAUUAACCGUAAGUCAGCACAAGCUAGCAAUGUUGUCAGUAUAGCAUUUGUUAGCAUGUAAGCUAACAAGUUGCAUAUUUGAUUUGUGUCUUAUUUUUAAAUGAGGUCAACUCAAGAUCACUGAAGACAAGAAAUUUGGUAUUAAAAAUAAGUAAUAAGUAGAGCAAAUAAUUAAGAAAUGCUGCAUGCAGGGGUGUGCGAUAUUGACCAAAAAAAUUAUAUCUCAAUAGACUGCUGUCUCCUGAGUUUUGUGAUAGUCUUCAUAUUCUGUGUACUGGUUACUGAUAGAAAUUAAUCUUUUCCCUUUUAAUCAGUUUUAACUCAUUUGUACAUUUUAUGGGCAUUUUUACCUUAUAAAGCUUUUAAAGUCCAUUAUCUUUUGAAUACCGAUUAAAAAUUAUUUAAAUAAAAAAAUAUAUUCUGAAUGUAAAUUAGUAGGCGGCAGUAAGUCACUUUAAAUAUGUGAGUCGUUGUAACUGAAUCAUUUAAACUGUUGAUUCAUUCGGAAACAAAUCAAUCUCGUAUUUUUCUGAGACGCAAAAUAAUGCUGUGGUUGUGUUUGGAAUUAUUUUUUGUUUGUUGUUUGGCCCGAACUAAAAAAAGAAAGUGAAAUUUUUGGUCCUGGUCUGCUUAGUGUUUUUGACAGCAGACCUUAGGAUAGCAAACCUAAAGGCAUAGUCGUAUGCCUGCCGCACACUAUGCACAUGGUUCAAACAGUGUGUAUUUAGUUUUCCUAAAGAUGAAAUAUGCUGGAAUCUAAUUUAAAGUGCUCCUAUUAUGGGUUUUGACAGGCCGACAUGCAUGCAAGGUCAAAAAAACACCUUCUUUGUCUUGUAAUAUGCUCCCAAACGAUCCGUUUAAUUUUCCCACAGCCCUUCAGUGAUUGGUCGAUUUCAUUUAAAAAGCGGUGUCUGUGAGCUUUUAACGCUUCGAGAGCGACACCUAGUGGUGAAGAAUGAAUUAGCAUUUUCAUUCAGACCAACGCUAAAAGCGGGCGGGGAAUAUGCUAAUGUUUCGUCUCUUUCUUUCGAGAGAUCAUAACUACACAUUUAAUACUUUGCAGGAUGUUUUCAAUCACCGCACACUGCAUGAAAGCCCAUUUUCACUUUUUUUAUGUACCCCCACCGAACUAAGCUUUAUUUUUUAAU